Molecule: messenger RNA, 2135 nt
Organism: Daphnia pulicaria
Lineage: Eukaryota; Metazoa; Arthropoda; Branchiopoda; Diplostraca; Daphniidae
Product: major facilitator superfamily domain-containing protein 8-like
Exons: 9
Coding region: 244-1992 (582 amino acids)
Biological process (GO): transmembrane transport
Cellular component (GO): lysosomal membrane
Molecular function (GO): transmembrane transporter activity
Source: RefSeq, a predicted model, not a curated record
UCAGUGGUUCCACUUUUGGGGGUAUUCGGAUAAGUUUUGUCGUGAGUGAUCAGCAGGUAACGAGUCGACACGGGAAAAGAAGGGCGUGCAGUCGACUCGCAGUUAACCAUCUGAUUUGUUUAUUCCUUUUCAUUUGCAUUUUGAAGCCUAAUUGAAAAAAUUGGCAAAAACGUAUUUUUAAAUUUCCCGCCAAAAAAUAAAAAGUGAGUUAGAAUAAACAGCUAGUCGAUUACAUAAGGCAAUAUGUUCAACAGAAGUAGCAAGAAGAGUUACUCGUUGGAACCGACUUACGAUCCCAAGGCCGGCACUAACAGCACGCCCAAAAUCGCUUACGAAGAUGGACCCGGCAACGACAAAUCGCCGGAAGAAUUCACGGGGUCGGACGGAGUCAUCGACUACGCCAAGAUGACGGAGAAGAAAUCCGUUCGCCGGAGGCGUUUCUUCAGUUUGGGCGUCGUCAGCUUCACGGCCUUCAUCUUCAAUUUAUCUUUCUCCAUCAUCUUGACCAGCGCCAAACCUUAUCUCGACAAGAUGGAUCCGGAAGCCGGCACGGAUUUUCUGGGUUUGUUCAUCGCGGCCCAGCCGUUGGCCCAGCUCAUUUUCAGUCCCAUCAUGGGCUACCUGGGCAACAAAUUGGGUUCGAUCCGGAUCCUGUCCAUGAUUUCCAUGUCGUUCCUGGCCGCCGGAUUCGCUCUCUACGCCUGCGUGGCCGCCCUUCCGGAGCCGAGGCGCUGGUACCUCUUCGCCGCCCGUUUCCUGAUCGGUGCCGCCGGCGGGUCCAUCACCCUCUGCUUCAGUUACAUCGCCACGGCCACCACCACCAAGGAGCGCACGAUGGCCGUCUCCCUUUUCCAGAUGGCCCAGUCAUCCGCUUUCGUCGUCGGUCCAGCCAUUCAGGCGGCCUUCGCUCCUCUCACUUCCAAAACCCCGCCCGAAGGUGAGUCGCAACUUUAUUUCGACAUGUACACCGGCCCGGCUUGGCUCUCCGUCAUCCUGGCCAUCAUCAACGUGUUCGUCUUCCUGCCGUGCAUGUUCACCGAGUACAACAUCGCUAGAGAGGAAGGCGAGUACCUGGCCGGCCUGGCCGCCAAAAAGGACAAGGAGGCCAACAAAGAAACGCCCAAACUCAAAGAUCCCAACGUCAUCGGCUUGGUCACUUGCAUCAUCGUCUUCGCAUCCGUCCAGUUCAAUUUCAUCUUCCUCGAGAGUGUGGCUACUCUUCUGACGAUGGAAAUGCUCGGCUGGGAUGAGCAGAGGGCCAUCGUCAUUGUGGGCAUCGGUUUCGCUUGCGCCGGACUCUACAGCGGCCUCAUCUUCUCCGUGAUGGCCCCAACGUCCCGCAAAGUUGGCGAACGUAUCGUCAUGUUGGCCGGCAUCCUGUUCCUACUGUUGGGACCGGUGGCCCUUUACCCGUACAGCGGACCUCCUCCGCAGUUCCGCUGCAACGGCACAUCGCAUGAAUCGACGGAACCGGCCAUCUACUUCCCGGAACUGUUGAUGAAGGAAGGCAUGUCCGGCAUCUGGUCCAAGUUCGAAGGAAGAGCCGACAAUGAGACGAGCUCUAACGGAACUUGCGAGGCAAUCAAGUCCUACCUCCAAGUUUGUUCAUACAACGCAACUUGUUGCAUACUCGACGCUGGAUGUCCGAAUUGCGCUCAGCCGUGGUGCGAGACCUUGCCGGCCAUCACUUCGGGUCAGAUGAUCACCGGUUUCGCCCUGAUCGUCACCGGGUUCCCCAUGGGCGCCUCGAUGGGCAACGCCAUUUUCAGCAAAAUCCUCGGCCCCUUUCCGCAGGGGACUUGGAUGGGCAUUUUGGGUGCUGGCGCCUGUCUGGCCCGUGUCCUGUGCCCCAUCAGCGUCACCAAUUUGUACUCGACUUACGGGACGUGGUACGCCUUCGGCUUCAUGACCCUCGUCAUGGCCGUCGUCCUCGUCAUCUUCCUCGUCUUCUACAAACAUCUCGUCCCUUACAAAUACGACGAGUCCGGCUGAAAUCAAUAGCUAGUCUUAAUGAAAUCAUAUAGUUCGAAAUGUGUAACUCUUGUUGGAUUCCAUUAUGCGAGUCGUCAACUUUGUUAAAUUUGCAUCGUUUAUUGUAUCUGAUAAAUUGAUAAAAAACCUAUUCCCAAAUUUAA